AUGUCGAUAUCACCGAUCAUCACCUUCAAGGGUGGCAUCUGCGAUCUGGAUACGACGGUUACGCCCAACGCUGUAAAACCACAGCCAACGCCCGGCUACAUCUAUCUCUACUCCGAAGAUGACCUCGUCCACUUCUGCUGGCGGCCACGGUCUGCUCCCAUAGACGAGCCGGAGCUGGACCUUGUCAUGGUGCCCUCUGACGGGACCUUCACGCCAUACAAACCCACCAGCGCCCAGACACCAUCUAACGCCGAACGACCCACGAACGGCAGGAUAUACGUGCUAAAGUUUGCCUCCAGCUCACAGAGGCACCUCUUCUGGCUCCAGUCUCGAAGUCAGCACGAGCAGGGCAACCCCGCGUGGUUCAGCGCGCGAGACUUGAAGCUGGGACAGAUCGUGAACACGCUGUUGCAGGGCGAAGAUAUCGAUGUGCAAGACGCCAUUGACAGCCUUCCCAGGGAUGAAGGUGGCAAUGACGGCGGUGACGAUGAUGAGACGAUGGAAGAUGUAGAGGGAACAGACCAUAACCCCGAGAGACAACGACAUGGCGGGAGUGGAGGGGCGGGGCCCGGUGCUACCGGUGGUGAUAUACGAGAAGAAGGCCAGGAGUCGAGAGAGGGAGGAGCAGACGGCGGAAGAGCUGCUGCGGGUUCGGAUCCAUCCUCAGUCAUACAAAACCUCCUUCACUCCCUCCAGGACAGCACCCCGCAAGAAACGUCAGAAUCACCAUACACCACUCUCGCAGAUCUACUAUCGACCCCAUCUACUAUACCUUUCCUUGAAUCGGCCGAUGAGAGCACCCUCGACCGUCUACUUACCUCCCUCCCUGAGUCUCUACAGCUACUAUCACAACAAAACGGUGGAGCACCGGUUGAACAUAUCGGCGUGGACCAGAAGCGGGAGGCUCUUCGACGGGUUCUUCGCUCUCCACAGUUCGCACAGAGCCUGGGUAGUCUGACGAUGGCUAUCAGAGACGGAGGACUCCCCAGCAUCAGCGAUGCCCUGAAGGUCCCUGUUCAGAAUGGAGGCUUUAUGCGCCGUGGUGGUGUCCCGUUAGGAGGAGGAGAAGCUGUCAAGGCAUUUGUCGAGGGUGUAAAACAGCAGGUAGAGGAUAGCCAAAAGGCCGACAACAUGGAGACGGAUUAA
Arthroderma uncinatum is the source of this 1146-nucleotide messenger RNA. RefSeq lists its product as uncharacterized. Gene Ontology annotation, cellular component: proteasome regulatory particle, lid subcomplex; cytoplasm; nucleus. Bases 1 to 1146 code for a protein of 381 amino acids. NCBI's taxonomy places the organism in Eukaryota, Fungi, Ascomycota, Eurotiomycetes, Onygenales, Arthrodermataceae. Gene Ontology annotation, molecular function: ubiquitin binding; endopeptidase activator activity; proteasome binding. Gene Ontology annotation, biological process: ubiquitin-dependent protein catabolic process. The record is from RefSeq and is a predicted model, not a curated record. The transcript has 3 exons.